Messenger RNA from Pieris brassicae (large cabbage white), 426 nucleotides. RefSeq names its product cytochrome c oxidase subunit NDUFA4 (gene ND-MLRQ). The coding region runs from base 118 to 363 and encodes 81 amino acids. NCBI's taxonomy places the organism in Eukaryota, Metazoa, Arthropoda, Insecta, Lepidoptera, Pieridae. The record is from RefSeq and is a predicted model, not a curated record. The transcript has 3 exons.
AUUAAUCAAUAAUUUUUGUAGUAGAUAUUAGAUACGUUUUUCAUUUCAUUAUAUGCGCAGUUUCUCUCAAGCUCUGGUAAAUUACAUUAAACUGAAGUAGCAGUACCUUAUUGAAAAAUGCAGGGAUUAAGUUUUCAAAGUUUGAAGAAACACAAGGCUCUUAUCCCCUUGUUUGUGUGUGUGGGAUUGGGAUGCGGUGCAUCAGUAUUCUACACACUGAGACUUGCAACACGUAAUCCAGAUGUCUCAUGGAACAAGCGCACUAACCCAGAGCCCUGGGAAGAGUACCGAAACAGGCAAUACAAGUUCUACUCACCCAACAUUGACUACAGCAAGGAGCAUUCUCCCGCUCCCAAGUAUUAAAGUUUUCCUUAUUAUACAGUGAAUCAAGCUUUAGAUUGUUUAUUUAAUAAAUAGUUAAUGUGA